UUCACAUAAACUUUAGUCAACCACGCUUUUAAUUCAACAUAACACCCUCUCCUUUUCACUUUUUUUUAAUAAUAAAUUAUAAAUUAUUAUUCUAAAUUCUAUUAUUACCCCCCUCCGACCACCGUCCUCCGCCACUACUUCCAGCUUCGUUUUGAUUUCUUAGUUGCUGAUUUGCUAAGUCAACUCAUGCCUUCUUUUCGUUCUAGCGUUACGAGGUUGGCAGAGUUUCCUCCUCUACUCGCUCCUUCCAGUCUUCUUACUGAUUCUCUAGAAUGAGGAUUGCUAAGGAAGAAUCAUCAAGCAGUGCUGCACAGGCAAUAAGCUUGAUAUCAGCAGUGAAGGAAUUGCAAGGAGUUACAGCUCUGGAUCUUAAUAAAUUAUUGAGGGACUCUGAAAAUUUCACUAUUCAUUACCUUACUGAAAAAGGAUCAUUGCUGAAGAUUGAUAUGGAAAAGCUUGUGGGAUCUCUUCCUUUGCACCUUACUACACUGCUGAUGUCAGCUGUUAGAGAUGAAGCCCUGUUCAGAUACUUAUUAUGUGGCAUUCGAUUAUUGCACUCCUUGUGUGAAUUAGCCUCCCGAAAUUCUAAGUUCGAGCAGAUUGUGCUAGAUGAUGUGAAAAUGAUGGAACAGCUGACUGACUUGGUUUUCUACAUGCAAAUUGUUCUUGGUGGUUACAGACAGGAAUACUGUGCUUUUAGUUAUAUGCACCUUAUGCAUUCAACUCUUGUAGCCUGCAAUUUACAUCUUUUAACAGCGUUUAUUUCAACACAAUGGCAAGAUAUUGUUCAUGUAUUGCUUGCGCACCCCAAGGUUAACAUAUUUAUGGAUGCAGCUUUUGGAUCAGUUCGCAUGGUUGUUAGUUUUCUUGAGAAUACACUGGUAGCAUAUCAUGAAGAUAUUUCUGUGGAAUCAAAUCUUACAGCAGAACAAAUGGUUUAUUAUCUCUGUCAGCAGUGUGAAGCUUCUCUGCAGUUUCUUCAGUCAUUAUGCCAACAAUUUUUUUUUAAGGAGCGCCUGCUUAAGAAUAAGGAAUUAUGUGAAAAGGGAAGCAUUCUUUUUCUUGCUCAAUCCAUCUUGAAGUUACACAUUCAGCCAUCUUUUCCAUCCAGGAUCAUGGCAGCUAUUUCUAGGCUAAAGGCUAAAAUACUAUCUAUUCUGCUGAGUUUGUGUGAAGUGGAAAGCAUUUCUUACCUUGACGAAGUAGCCAGCUCAGCACGAAGUUUAGAUUUGGCUAAAUCUGUUGCAUUAGAGGUUUUUGACUUGUUGAAGCAAGCUUUUGGAAGAGAUCCUGGACAUCUCACUGCUGACAGAAGUUUCCCAAUGGGGUUUGUACAGCUCAAUGCAAUGCGUCUAGCUGACAUCUUCUCCGAUGAUUCAAACUUUCGAUCUUACAUGAUACUUUGUUUUACUAAAGUUCUGACAGCAAUAAUUUCGCUCUCCCAUGGAGAUUUUUUAUCCUGUUGGUGUUCAUCUAAUCUCUUAAAGAUGGAGGAGGAUGCAAGUCUUGAAUAUGAUAUAUUUGCUGCAGUUGGAUGGAUUUUGGAUUAUACUUCACUGGAUGUAAGAAAUGCUACAAAUUUGGAAUUCAACCUAAUCCCUAACAGCAUGCCUAAGGCUUCUUAUGCACAUCAUAGGACAUCAUUAUUUGUCAAGUUCUUUGCAAAUCUUCAUUGUUUUGUUCCCAACAUAUGCGAAGAGCAGGAGAGGAACCUUUUUGUUCUCAAGGUCAUGGAGUGCUUGCAAAUGGAUUUAUCUAACUUGCUGCCGGGGUUUUCUUUUGCUUCUGAUGCUCCUAAAGCUGCCAUUGCUAGCAAGAACCUCCACUCAUUGUUAAGUCAUGCAGAAUCUCUGAUUCCUAACUUCUUAAAUGUGGAGGAUGUGCAACUUUUAAGAGUGUUUUUUGGUGAAUUACAAUCACUAUUUACGUCUACUGGAUUUGGGGAAAAUCAAGUCCAAGAUAGCAAAUUUGAGGAGUCAUUAUAUUGGGAUAAGCUUUCUAAAUUCAACAGGAAUGAACAUUAUCAGAAGGCACAGAGUGCAGGGGGAUGCCCGUCAUCUUUAACUGGAAAAGAACAUGCCGAUCUUAAUAAGAAGGGUGGCAACUUCAAGGAAGGAAUGUCUGAGAAUUCUGCAUUUCCAGACAUGGACCAACAUAAUACCAGAGCUGAAGACACAAAUCAAGGCAAGGGCCUAAAUAGGCAAAAUCAGGUAGAUGAUAAAGGCAUAGCUGGUAAAACUGCAUCUGGAGGAGCUAGAGAAAUGGACAAGGAUGCUCAGAAUGUUGAAACAAGUGGUUCAGAUAGUAGUUCUGCAAAAGGAAAGAAUGUUGUUGAUAAUAUGGAUAAUGGAGAGCUUUCAAAAUCGAAUGAGCGUCUUAAAAGAACUGCAGUUGAGGAAAAUCCAGAGGAUGAAAAGAUUGAACUUUCACAAAGGAGAAAACGAAAACGAACAAUAAUGAAUGAUAAGCAGGUGAUGCUGAUUGAGAGGGCACUCAAAGAUGAGCCUGAUAUGCAGCGAAAUGCAGCUUCACUUCAAUCAUGGGCUGAUAAAUUAAGUGGGCAUGGUUCCGAGGUUACAUCUUCACAGCUUAAAAAUUGGUUGAACAAUCGAAAAGCUAGGCUAGCUCGCACAGCUAGGGAUGUUAAAGCAGCAGCAGGUGAUGACAAUCCUGUCCCAGACAAGCAAAGAGGGCCAGUACCUGGGUCCUAUGACUCACCUGGCAGUCCAGGUGAUGUAUCACAUGUUGCGAGAAUAGCUUCAGGUGAUAAUAAAUCCGAGCCUUCUCUGGCUCUGGCUCGGUUUGUUGAUAUUGGUUCUCCAGAAUUUGGUCAUUGCAAUGCAGGUCAAUAUGUUGUGCUCGUUGGUGUACGACAAGACGAAAUUGGCAGAGGAAAAGUGUUUCAGGUGCAUGGUAAGUGGUAUGGGAAGAGCUUGGAUGAAUUAUCCGCCCGUGUUGUGGAUAUUAGUGAGCUCAAAGCUGAUAAAGGCAUGCGGCUACCUUAUCCAUCAGAAGCCACUGGCAACACAUUUGCAGAAGCUGAAACUAAGUUAGGAGUCAUGAGGGUGUUAUGGGGUUCAAACAGAGUUUUUGCAUUGCCACCUGAAUGAAUUUAAUCAUGCUUCAUUAGCGGCAAUCUGUUGUCAAUCUUCCUUGUGGUUCCCUGUAUGCGCAUGUUUUUUUUUUCCCAUAAACAUUAGCUGAAGCGAUAACAGAUGGGUUUGCUAUGAAGAACAAUACUGAAUAGUAAAGUCUCCAGUUUGUUAGCCAAGGAUGGGUAGAAAGUAGAAGAGGACAAUUAUGGAGAAAACAAGGUUGAUUCAGCAAUGAAAGAUAGUUUAGUUUAGGAUAUAAACAAGAGCUGUAGUCAGCAGCAAAAAUGUUGGUAGGGUCUUGUACAAAAUUUGUUUCUCAGAAUUUUCCCUGCAGCAUGGCAAUUGACAAUAUGUGAAACUAUGGUAACGAGUGAUGAGAUCUGAAUUUAACUUAAAGGGAAACUGUGAACGUAAAUUCUGUUUAGAUUAAAAUUUGCGAAUCUUGCUCAUUUCAUGCCAAGUGUAAUAAUUUCAGAAGAAAAGUAUUA
This is a messenger RNA of Glycine soja, 3583 nucleotides long. RefSeq names its product nodulin homeobox-like. The transcript is spliced from 19 exons. The coding region runs from base 273 to 3110 and encodes 945 amino acids. Gene Ontology annotation, biological process: flower development. Gene Ontology annotation, molecular function: single-stranded DNA binding. The record is from RefSeq and is a predicted model, not a curated record. Lineage: Eukaryota; Viridiplantae; Streptophyta; Magnoliopsida; Fabales; Fabaceae.